This is a messenger RNA of Carassius carassius (crucian carp), 534 nucleotides long. It is a transcript of the gene txndc17, whose product is annotated as thioredoxin domain containing 17. Gene Ontology annotation, molecular function: protein-disulfide reductase [NAD(P)H] activity. Bases 1 to 390 code for a protein of 129 amino acids. NCBI's taxonomy places the organism in Eukaryota, Metazoa, Chordata, Actinopteri, Cypriniformes, Cyprinidae. The record is from RefSeq and is a predicted model, not a curated record. Gene Ontology annotation, cellular component: cytosol. The transcript is spliced from 5 exons.
AUGAGGGAAUACAAAAUAAUAACUAAAUACGAGGACGUUGCUGUUCACGGCUACGAGGAAUUUUGUAAAGCUGUGUCUGAAAGAAAAGGAAAAGACAUAUUCGCUUACUUCUCUGGAGAUAAAGAUGACCAGGGCACGAGCUGGUGUCCGGACUGUGUGAAAGCAGAGCCAGUGGUCAGAGGAGAGCCGACUCAUCUUCCGGAGGGAUCUGUCUUCAUUUACUGCCAAGUAGGAGACAGACCUUACUGGAAGGACCCAAAUAAUGAGUUUAAGAAGAAUCUGAAGCUGACAGGAGUACCCACACUACUGCGCUAUGGCACGCCCCAGAAGCUGGUUGAAGAGGAGUGUUUCAAAGCAGACCUGGUUCGAAUGUUGUUCACAGAGGAUUAACGUCCUGUGAUGCACUGCUUGAUGACAAACACGUUUCAUACGUUCUCGGUCAAUGAAUGACACAGUUUUUAUACUCUUGUCAUUUGUAAUCUGUGCUUCUGCCCUGCAAUGUUCAGCGAAACAAAUUGUGGCCUGGAAUUAUGU